CGUCGUCGAGGGUGGAUCGUUCAAAUAGCCUCUUGUCUUAUGUGUCGCGUAGCGUAUUCGUAUCGCGUAACUCUGGUGCGCUUUAACGCAGCAGCCCAUCGCCUCCGGUGUAUCGUGCCUCGAUUUUCCUCUCGGUGUGUAUCACUGUGAAACGGGCACGAGACGAGUGUGUUGGCCGGACGACUCGACGACGAAAGUGACCAGUGGCAAAGUGUGUGCGCGUCGAUUAUUGGCAGCCGGUUCCCUUGUGCUCUUGAGUUUCUUUACCACCACGCAUCUACGUGUUCACGCCCCGUCGUUGUUCCCCCGUUUCGUUUUUCCCUGAGAGCAGUGAAUAACAGUGCGUACAGGCUAUGACCUGGGAUACCGUUGGAUAUACCUGAGGAUAACGGAGACGUAUCCAUUACUCCUGACAGGACUUCGUCGCGACAGGAGGGAGCAACAUAACCUCUUCGAGGGCCUCCGACGAUAAGAUGUACCCUAGUGCCGGUAUGAACGCGGCGGCAGCUGUGGCUGUGGCAGCUGCGGCACGGCACCCGGGUCCACCACAGCCCGGACAACAAAUUAAAUUCACUGUCGGGGAAUCCUGUGACAGAAUUAAGGAGGAAUUCAACUUUCUACAGAACCAAUGUCAUGCCUUGAAACUCGAGUGCGAGAAACUGGCCACGGAGAAGAUCGAGAUUCAACGACAUUACGUGAUGUACUACGAGAUGUCCUAUGGCCUAAACGUGGAGAUGCACAAACAGGCUGAAAUUUCCAAGAGACUGAACGCCAUCAUUGGCCAAAUCCUGCCAUUUCUAUCUCAGGAACAUCAACAGCAGGUCGCAACCGCUGUCGACAGAGCUAAGCAGGUUACGAUGACGGAACUGAACUCUAUAAUAGGGCAACAGAGACCCGACAUAUCGAGGUUGUUGCAGCAAAUGCAUGCCCAGCAACUGCCACCGGCCGCGGCGAUAGGCGCUCAUCCCGGUCUACCCGGACUUCCGGGACUAGGGCCAGCUGGUGGACUUCCGGUGCCGACUUCCGCCUCGACCGCUCUGACUCCGGGAGCCGCGAGUGCGCCCGGCACAACGGCGGCGCAUCCGCUUUCGAUGCUCGGCAAACCGGAACUGCAUCGGGGCCAGCCCGAUGAUUUGAAGAGCAACGGCGGUCUCAGCUCCACCGAGGAGAGACACAGAAGCUCGAUAUCGCCCGGUGAUAAAUACAGUCGUCCCCGGACACCGCAGGAGACCCAUCAUUCCCAUCAUUCGCAGAAUCACCACGAUCAUCCGAUGCACAUCAAGAAAAUGAAAAAGGAGCAGGAUAAAGACAUCGGUCACAGCGACGGUGAGAAAAGCGAUCAGGAUCUGGUCGUGGACGAUGCCAGCGAGGGACCAACCAGCCCGGUGGUGAACGGCACGACGUCGCCUCGUGAGAACGGCCUUGACAAAGUGGUGCCCGCGAUGGGCGCCGGUGUGCAGACCAAAAAAGACGUGCCGCCCCAUUCGCCUAGGAGCGGGACCAGCAGCAACGCUAGCACACCGUCCGCCAAGAAGAUGGAGGAACGGGAGAAACCAACCACACCGAUCUCAAAGCCAUUGACGCCAACCUCCGGCUCUGGGAUCGGCGGGGGCGGUUUGAAACCCUCCGGAUCGGGGAAGCUACUUCAGGGACCACCGCCUCCCGGUGUACCGAGCGCCUAUCUGCCGCACUAUCCACCAGGGCCGCCUUCUCACCAUCUGGCACCAGCUGGCCAGCAUCCACACGUCGACAUGAUGGGCUAUAACGGCUACGUGGCGCCUCGAGCACCACCGUCGCAACUAUACGAUCCCCACGUGGCCAUGAGGAAUCCCAUGGGAUCGGUUGGGGUACCCGGAGGCAAACCUGCGUACAGCUUCCACGUGUCGAGCGAGGGCCAGAUGCAGCCGGUGCCCUUCCCACCGGAUGCGCUGGUCGCACAAGGGAUACCGCGUCAUGCGAGGCAAAUUAAUACCCUCAGCCACGGAGAGGUCGUGUGCGCCGUCACGAUCUCGAAUCCGACCAAGUACGUGUACACCGGCGGCAAAGGAUGCGUCAAGGUCUGGGACAUCGGGCAGGGCGGUACAGGAAGCACCAAGUCGGUCUCCCAGCUCGACUGUCUGCAGCCUGACAACUACAUCAGGUCGGUGAAGUUGCUACCGGACGGAAGGACCCUCAUAGUCGGCGGUGAGGCGAGCCGGCUGAGCAUCUGGGAUCUGGCCAGUCCAACGCCGAGGAUCAAGGCCGAAUUAAUCUCUUCCGCCCCCGCCUGCUACGCUCUGGCCAUCUCGCCGGACUCGAAAGUCUGCUUCAGCUGCUGUAGCGACGGCAACAUCGCUGUCUGGGAUCUUCAGAAUCAGACGCUGGUCAGACAAUUCCAAGGUCACACGGACGGGGCGUCUUGCAUAGACAUUUCAGCGGACGGAUCGAAACUGUGGACCGGAGGUCUCGACAACACCGUGCGUUCCUGGGACCUGAGGGAGGGCAGACAGCUCCAACAACACGAUUUCACCUCGCAGAUAUUCUCCCUCGGUUACUGUCCCACCGGCGAAUGGCUGGCGGUCGGCAUGGAGAACUCGAACGUCGAGGUGCUGCACGCCACCAAACCGGACAAGUAUCAGCUCCAUUUGCACGAGUCCUGCGUGUUGUCGCUGAGAUUCGCAUCCUGCGGCAAAUGGUUCGUCUCCACCGGCAAGGACAAUCUGUUGAACGCGUGGCGCACGCCUUACGGUGCCUCGAUAUUCCAGUCGAAGGAAUCGUCCUCGGUGCUUAGCUGCGACAUAUCCGCGGACGACAGGUACAUCGUGACCGGUUCCGGGGACAAGAAAGCGACCGUCUAUGAGGUGAUAUACUGAACGGGACCGCAACGGGGAACGCCGGACCGAUACGCCUCGAGGGGGCUCGUCGUUAUCUGGAUGUACAUAAGUUCUUAUACAACACUAUGAGAGAGAAAGAGACCGUUUGUUGCCGUUGUUCUUGUUAUUGUUGUUGUUGUUACUCUUGGCGAGGAAGGCAAUGGGUGGAAGGAUCGGCGCGAGAACGAGCCGAGCGAACCGGUAGACCUCGUUUGAAAUCGUUCGAUCCGGAAUGAAUCGUGACCGAACGCGCUGUGUGUGCGCAGCCGGGGAGAAAGAGAGAGACACAUAUUGGGUGAUCGUUCGAUCGGUCGGUGUUGAUUCGACGAAAAUAUAUCUACGUAUCCGAUAAUCGACGACGAAGGAAUCGAUGACCGUGUUCUUGGUUCCUGUCCGAAAUUGUUUUAAAAUAAUACACAGGAGAAGACCGAUGGACUUUCAUCCAAGGUAAAAUAUUUUGUAAUCGACUUGGUAUCGGUUCGUUCCGCUACGUCGCGCAUAGAAUCGUCAUUCGGCGGCGAGACCGCGCGUUAAAUUAGUGUAAAAGAAAAAAAAAAGAAAAGAAAAAGGAACGCUGGCAUUCGUAAUCGCGUUUUCCUCUGUACAUUUUGUAUAUACGUAUACAUAUUAUAUAUAUACAUAUAUAUAUUAUAUUUCAAUCUUUAAGCAUACCGUCAAUAUUUUUCUACGUCCCCUAAAAGUGAGACGAAAGGCGAAUUAAAUGAAAAUGAAAUGUUGUAAAUAUUGUCAGGCUUAGAAAACAUAAGAGAAAACAUCGAGGCGAGA
Messenger RNA from Dufourea novaeangliae, 3638 nucleotides. Its product is annotated as protein groucho-1-like. The record is from RefSeq and is a predicted model, not a curated record. Gene Ontology annotation, molecular function: protein binding; transcription corepressor activity. Gene Ontology annotation, biological process: negative regulation of canonical Wnt signaling pathway; regulation of DNA-templated transcription. NCBI's taxonomy places the organism in Eukaryota, Metazoa, Arthropoda, Insecta, Hymenoptera, Halictidae. Gene Ontology annotation, cellular component: transcription regulator complex; nucleus.